CAAAAAGGGGCACAGUUACCGAAGGUGGCAGAUCGGAAAGUGGUCCAUCCGUCGACCACGUUGCGGCUCGCUUUCACCACCGUGUUCCCGAUGCCGUCGCCGAUGAUCAUCAGACACUGGUUCAGCAGUGGCAUUGGAUUCUUAUAACUGUCAGGAGCCGCCUCGCGAUCUACCCUCCAAUUUAUUGGACCUGCAGUUAAUCAAAUCCAUUCCCUGUAUCGCCUCCGCGAUGUGAUUGCAAGAUUAUGAUCUCGAAGAACCAAAUCAAGCUUCGGCUACACAAGCUUCAUCUUUGAUUCCCUUCUCCCUGAUCCUGAUCAGACCACGAGCAAAAAUCCGAUUUUUCCGGUCAUGGCGGCGGCAAACCGCUACUUCCAGCGGCCGCUGGAUUCGCUCCGCUGCAAGCUGAAGAAGCCGCUGUUCAAGGACGACGCCAGGGCCAAGAAGCGCCGCCGGGAGGGGUGGUGGAAGUCCGCCCUGCUCUUCUGGAAGCAGAGCCACGAGGCGGCCGCCGGCGGCUCGUCCGACGAGCAGUGGCGCUCCCACGCACAGCUGCCGCCCGUGUACGCCACCGAGAGCGGAGGCCGCGGCGCGAGGCGGCCGAAGGCGGCGCUGCUGCUGGCGGCGGCGGAGGCCGAGGCGGCAGCGGGGAUGGCCUAUCGGAGCCUUAGUGACCCCGGCGGAGGCCACCGGGCGGCGCCCAUCUACAUCGUUACCUGAACCAGAGAUCCUCCCUUCUCUCCCUUCUCUCGAAUUAUCGGAAAACGCUUUUUUUUGCCGGUGGAAUUGUUCCAUUCAAUGUGUUCGUUAGAUUUCUCGCGUCCAA
Messenger RNA from Zingiber officinale, 826 nucleotides. RefSeq lists its product as uncharacterized. The record is from RefSeq and is a predicted model, not a curated record. Bases 352 to 720 code for a protein of 122 amino acids. The transcript has 3 exons. Lineage: Eukaryota; Viridiplantae; Streptophyta; Magnoliopsida; Zingiberales; Zingiberaceae.